Guyanagaster necrorhizus is the source of this 510-nucleotide messenger RNA. RefSeq lists its product as uncharacterized. The record is from RefSeq and is a predicted model, not a curated record. Lineage: Eukaryota; Fungi; Basidiomycota; Agaricomycetes; Agaricales; Physalacriaceae. The transcript has 4 exons. The coding region runs from base 1 to 510 and encodes 169 amino acids.
AUGGCCAAAUACCCUUCUCCUCUCAUUGGAUAUGAGAAUGCCCCGCUUCUGCCGACCGGCACUAACCCAGACGGCAAAUCGCUGACGAACGACAUACAGAAGGACGAGCAGGGCAAGCCAGUGCUCAGCAAGGCUUACGACGAGUUUGUGGACCCAAUUGAUAAGAAUAACAAUGGGUUCGACUUUCACAUUUAUUAUAUGCAGAAUGCCCCGGACGAGAUUGAGUACGCCAGAAAGCUGCACGAAAGAAUCAGAAGAGAAUUUCCCGAGAUGAGAAUCUAUCGAUUCUGGGAGCGACCUGUAGGGCCUCAUCCUGUCCCAAUGUUUGAAGUGAAUACUUUUACGCCUCACAUGACGGGGACAUUAUUCUCCUGGCUAGCGGUGAACCGUGGACCUUGUUCUGUCCUCAUCCAUCCCAAUACUGGAGACGAGUAUCGUGACCAUACGGAGCUUGUGACGUGGAUGGGUAGGCCCUGGCCUUUGAAUACCGAUCUGUUGAACCGCCACUAA